Scutellospora calospora is the source of this 429-nucleotide messenger RNA. The record is from the annotation of a GenBank genome assembly. Lineage: Eukaryota; Fungi; Glomeromycota; Glomeromycetes; Diversisporales; Gigasporaceae.
AUGCUUUCCAUAGUUAAUGCUAUUCCACAUCAACUUCAUAAAAGAACUACUAAUUUUGGAAAAUGCACUCUCCCCCCUAAAGCUCCCACUCCAGACCUACUCACUGUAACAAUUUCACCUGAUCCUGUCGUCCCUGGAAAAAAUGACACUUUUACUGUUAAUGGAAAACUAACAAAACCCAUUACCUCAAGUGACGAGCUUGUUAUUGUAUUUGCUAACACUUCAGGUAUAAUAGGCGAUAUCUUUAGAACGAAACUUCCAACUGGAACCGUAAAAGUUAGUGUAACAGAAAAUGUUCCGGUGCCAUUCUCAUUACCUUCAGAUUACAGGAUUGGAGUUGCUAUUGUCGACCCAUCUUUUGAACCACCGGAUGUUAAAGCCUGUGCAGUAGCUUUUGUUGGCAGCCCCCCUCCUUCUCAUGAUGCUCUG